CGUUACAAGCAAGCAAGAAGGCACGGAGAGAUACCAGUAGAGGAUCUGAACUCCCGCGCACAACCCUCCCUCAACACAACAUCACUGGUUUGACUUUGAUUGCCAGACAGAGAUAGAGAGAGAGAGAGAGAUCAGAACCAGAAUCAGUAUGAUAUGAGGGUGUUGGUGACCGGUGCUUCCGGUUACUUGGGCGGAAGGCUCUGCCACGCCCUCGUCAGGCAAGGCUAUUCCGUACGGGCCUUCGUCAGGUCAAGCAGCGAUCUGAGCUGCCUACCUCCGGCCGGCGAGUACGAGGGAGCUUUGGAGCUCGCUUACGGGGAUGUGACUGACUUCCGGUCCCUCCUGGCAGCCUGCUCCGGCUGCCACGUCAUCAUCCACUCCGCCGCCAUCGUCGAGCCCUGGCUUCCUGACCCUUCUAGAUUCUCCACGGUUAAUGUUGGAGGUUUGAAGAAUGUAUUGCAAGCAUACAAGGAGAGUGAGACGACCAUACAGAAGAUAAUAUACACAUCCUCGUUUUUUGCCGUGGGAUCAACCGACGGUUAUGUUGCAGACGAGACUCAGGUGCUGCUGCUGCUACUACUACUAGUGAUUCAUUCUGCCAAGUCAUUCUGUACAGAGUAUGAGAAAUCAAAGGCAGUUGCAGAUAAGAUCGCCUUAGAUGCCGCCUCAGAGGGGGUUCCUAUCGUGGUUGUCUAUCCCGGAGUUGUAUACGGUCCCGGCAAACUCACCACUGGAAAUAUAGUCGCACGUUUGAUUAUUGAACGUUUUAAUGGGCGGUUACCUGGUUAUAUAGGCUAUGGAAAUGAUAAGUUUUCUUUUAGUCAUGUUGAUGAUGUAGUAGAAGGGCACCUUGCAGCUUUGAACAAAGGUCGACCAGGCGAAAGAUAUCUUCUAACAGGUGAAAAUGCAUCGUUCAUGCAUGUUUUUGAUAUAGCUGCAGCCAUCACUGAAACGAAGAGGCCUUGGUUUAACAUUCCGUUAUCUGUCAUUGAGGUUUAUGGAUGGAUAUCACUUUUUUUCUCUAAAAUAACAGGAAAGCUUCCCCUGAUCAGCCCCCCGACAGUGUAUGUUCUUGGACAUCAGUGGGCUUACUCUUGUGAGAAGGCCAAGGCAGAGUUGGGGUAUAACCCUAGAAGCUUGCAAGAAGGUCUAGCAGAGGUACUACCCUGGUUGAAGAGCUUGGGCUUGAUAAAAUACUAGAUUGAUGAUAUUUGGCUUGUGAUGUGGGUGUACAUACUAAUAUUGCUGUAUAUUAGCAGCCUAUCAUGAUAUGAGUGCAUUUAUGUUGAUGGGAAGAGGUAUAGCCAUUGUGAAAUUUGCUUCAUUUGCCUUGAGCUUGCCAUAAACUGUCACUCACUGUCUGAUGUUUCAAAUUCAAGAAAAAUCAUAUUUUGGGAUAAAUGUACCUGAUUUGUUAUGCGCAAA
Camellia sinensis is the source of this 1425-nucleotide messenger RNA. RefSeq lists its product as uncharacterized. Gene Ontology annotation, molecular function: aldehyde dehydrogenase (NAD+) activity. NCBI's taxonomy places the organism in Eukaryota, Viridiplantae, Streptophyta, Magnoliopsida, Ericales, Theaceae. The record is from RefSeq and is a predicted model, not a curated record. Gene Ontology annotation, cellular component: cytoplasm.